UUCUUAGCAACACUUCUGUUGACCUUAACCUUAAUACAUGUCAUGUUUCCGUAUCUCACGGGUUUAAUCCUAACCUCAAAUCAAACCCAAAACACCCUCUUUUUUUCAGUUUUCACAUAGCAUCACCAAUUCCAUUCAACUCCCUUUCUUCUUCCUUUCAUUCUACCAACUUUCAAUUAACCGGUUUUAAAGGAAGAGGAGUUGAAGGAUCUUUGAUACAUGAAUACUUUUCUCUUUACAUCAUCGUUUGGUUUGGUAUUAUGAAGUGUUUUUCAUUCCAUUCUUGUAAUAAGAAAGAUGAACCAAAAGGGAUGCAAUCUGCGUCGGGCCGGUCGGACAGUUCGGCGUAUGUUGAUGUUGAAGGUAGAGGAGGUGGUUCUGAGUUGAAUUCUCGGGAGGUUUCGGAUAGUGGCAGUGUGGAAUCUCUCAGGAGGAACGCGCCUCCGAAUUUGUCCCAACGGCCGAGUAGCCUUAGAGUGUUUACUGUAUCGGAACUGAAAUCAGCCACCAAGAGUUUCAGUCGGUCGGUUAUGCUUGGAGAGGGCGGGUUCGGUUGUGUCUAUCAGGGUGUAAUUAGAAGUGUAGAUGAUCCUUCUAAAAGAAUUGAGGUUGCUGUUAAACAACUUAGUAAAAGAGGAGUGCAGGGGCAUAGGGAAUGGGUGACGGAAGUGAAUGUUCUAGGCAUUGUUGAGCAUCCAAAUCUUGUGAAAUUAGUGGGAUACUGUGCCGAUGAUGACGAAAGAGGAAUCCAACGGCUUUUGAUUUAUGAAUACAUGCCGAACAAAAGUGUGGAACACCAUUUAUCUCACCGAGCAGAGACUCCUCUCCCGUGGAGUAGGAGAUUAAAAAUAGCACAAGACGCCGCUCGUGGAUUAACAUACCUGCAUGAAGAAAUGGAUUUUCAGAUAAUUUUCAGAGAUUUCAAAUCUUCGAAUAUCCUUUUGGAUGAUCAGUGGAAUGCAAAGCUAUCAGAUUUCGGAUUAGCGAGACUGGGACCAUCGGAUGGACUAACUCAUGUCUCAACAGCAGUUGUAGGAACAAUGGGGUACGCAGCUCCUGAAUAUCUCCAAACCGGACGUCUCACAUCGAAAAAUGACGUAUGGAGCUACGGCGUUUUCCUUUAUGAGAUCAUUACUGGCAGACGCCCUUUAGAUCGAAAUCGCCCCAAGGGUGAACAGAAGUUGUUGGAAUGGAUAAAGCCGUACCUAUCAGAUACAAAGAAAUUUCAACUGAUAUUGGAUCCAAGACUUGAUAAGAAACAAGUACUCAAAUCAGCCCAAAGACUUGCUAAUAUAGCUAACCGUUGCUUAGUUAAAAACCCGAAGAAUCGCCCGAAGAUGAGUGAGGUUUUGGGAAUGGUGAAUGGAAUAAUGGAAUCAUCAUCCGACGCUAAUUCACUACUACCCUUGAAGAAUGUUUCGAGAGUAGAAGUUUCUCAAGACGUUGAAACGAAUAACGCGAAGAAACGGAGCAUGGAUCAGAAGUCUAGAGAAAGUAAUUGGUUUUUUAAGAUGUGGAGACCAAAGCUUUUAAGAACAUGAAAUAUACAAAAAUGAUUAUUGAGACUGAAGUGAAAUGAUUGUUGGUUUAGAUUAUAGCUUUAAACUGUUACUGUUUACUUGUAUCUUGCAAUUUUACCUGUAACAUAUAAAAGUCCUUCGAAAUUUUGUAGAGUUUAGUAUUAAAUACACAAAUUGCAUGGAUGAUUCUUGCAUAGAAA
Molecule: messenger RNA, 1720 nt
Organism: Vicia villosa (hairy vetch)
Lineage: Eukaryota; Viridiplantae; Streptophyta; Magnoliopsida; Fabales; Fabaceae
Product: serine/threonine-protein kinase PCRK1-like
Exons: 5
Coding region: 261-1541 (426 amino acids)
Biological process (GO): protein phosphorylation
Molecular function (GO): ATP binding; protein kinase activity
Source: RefSeq, a predicted model, not a curated record